GGCAAUUUUUAAGUGCCAUUCCACUUCUCAAGUGCUUGAUUGAAACAGCUUCUUUCUCUCUAGCUCUGACCAUGGAGCUGUGCACUACUACUACUACUCAAUCCAUCUCUCUUCUCCCCUCCAAACCCUCUUUAUCUCUUGCCCAUCUCCCAAUCCCUCGCUCUAUCCGUUGCCGCCGCACCAACUUUCUCCACCCCAGAUUGAGUAAGCUAGUGCUCAGAGCGACUUAUGAGGAUAAGCCGAGUAGUUUUGCAGCUACUACUACCGAAGAACGUGAGAGUUCAGUGGUUGUUGAGGUUGAAAACACAGUCUUCAAUGACAGCCCUGUAACUGAACAAGAAUCUCCUGUUGCUGAUGACCAAGUUAAUGACUUUUUGGAUACCCUCAAUCUUAAGUUUGACUCUGAGGAUACAUAUUCUGUUCUGUUCUAUGGUGGUAGUGCUGUGGUUGCCCUGUGGUUAGGAUCAGCUGUUGUUGGUGCGAUUGAUUCUAUUCCACUGAUUCCUAAGUUGAUGGAAGUUGUGGGUCUUGGCUACAGCAUAUGGUUCACAACCCGAUAUUUGCUGUUUAAGGAAAAUAGGGAUGAGUUUGUUACCAAAGUUGAAGAGCUGAAGCAACAGGUCCUCGGUUCAAGUAAUGAUUGACGUGCAGGAUAUGCUUUUCCUGGGGGUAUAAUUUUGUUGUGGUAUACUAGAGGUUGAACGAGAGUUAGAUAUUAUGGUAUUUUGUCAAAUAUUAGGCAUCUCAUACAAUUUGUCAAUAAUUAUAUACACUGCAGUAUAUUGUAUUGCAGCUUUGAAAUGAAUAUAGAUUUAGUUAUAUUGCUCCA
This is a messenger RNA of Ricinus communis (castor bean), 829 nucleotides long. RefSeq names its product protein CURVATURE THYLAKOID 1D, chloroplastic. Lineage: Eukaryota; Viridiplantae; Streptophyta; Magnoliopsida; Malpighiales; Euphorbiaceae. Gene Ontology annotation, cellular component: thylakoid; chloroplast thylakoid membrane. The record is from RefSeq and is a predicted model, not a curated record. Bases 72 to 644 code for a protein of 190 amino acids. The transcript is spliced from 5 exons.